Messenger RNA from Parnassius mnemosyne (clouded apollo), 1419 nucleotides. The record is from the annotation of a GenBank genome assembly. NCBI's taxonomy places the organism in Eukaryota, Metazoa, Arthropoda, Insecta, Lepidoptera, Papilionidae.
AUGCAAAAAUACGAUGCUUCAGUAAGGCCUGUUGAGAAUUCUUCACAGCCUUUGUUAGUAACGUUUGGUGUUUCCUUGCAUCACAUCAUUGACGUGGAAGAAAAAGACCAACUUCUUACGACCAACUGUUGGAUCACUCAGAUUUGGACGGAUUACCAUCUAAGGUGGAACACCAGCGAGUUUGAUGGCAUAAGUGUUAUAAGAAUACCUUACGAAAGGGUUUGGAGGCCGGAUAUAAUUUUAUAUAAUAAUGCUGAUCCUAACUACAAAUCAGCAGUUAUAAAUACAAAUGUAAUAGUGAAGAAUACAGGUGAAGUGACGUGGUUAAGCCACGGCAUAUAUGUGUCAGCCUGCGAUAUCAAUGUCGAGCAGUUCCCUUUUGAUAUCCAGUUUUGCACGAUGAAAUGGGCUUCUUGGACAUAUGAUGGAUUUCAGCUGGAUUUAAUAAAACAGUUCGAUGAAGGUGACACAACAAACUAUCAAACAAACGGUGAGUUCGACUUAGUGAGCUUUGAAGCCGUUCGACACAUUCAGUACUACUCUUGCUGUGUGGAGCCUUACCCUGACAUCACUUACGUCAUCAAAUUGCGGAGGAGACCGAUGUUCUAUGUUUUCAAUCUUAUAUUACCAUGUCUACUCAUAAAUGGAAUAGCUCUCCUAGUAUUCUACGUGCCGUCGGAGUCAGGAGAAAAAGUGACACUAGGAAUAAGCGCUUUACUAUCAAUGACCGUAUUCUUGAUGACCAUCAGGGAUACACUGCCGCCAACUGAAAAAACACCAUUGAUAAGCCUAUAUUAUGGCGUCAGUACGUGUUUAGUAUCGUUCUCAGCAUCGCUCUCGGUGGUAACUCUAAAUAUAUCUUACAGAGGAGUGAGAGGGCAACCUGUGCCGGCGGUGCUACGCGAGUUAGUGCUACAGCGGCUCGCUCGCAUGCUUUUCAUCAACUUUGAUACUGACACAAAGGGUGACAUCACUGCGGUGUCAACUGCCGGCAUGCAAGUGAACCCGCGCACCGGUUCACGACUCAAGACGGAGACGAGCUGCGAUGGUUCCACUCUGCCCCCCGCUUCACCGCGCUUUAAUCGUCCUAACCACAAUCAUCUUAGUCGUACGGGGCCAAGCGCUAACGCUGCUACAAUACCACCCGUGAACACCGAGGUGGUUUGUAUGGCAGCGUGUUCCCGCUGCGUGUGUUGCGGCUGCACGCUGCGAGAGGCAACAGCCAGGCACGAACAGCGCGUUGCUGCCAGCGAGCGACUUGAACGCGCCAACCUUGAGUGGAGACAGGUUGCCGUUGUCGCUGACCGAGCCUUACUCGCUGUUUUCGUGUUGGUCACGACUAUCGCUACAGCUGCCAUCUUGCUUCCUCAGAUACAGAACUUACACGUAGGAAAUACGCCACUUAAACCGCCAUCUUAG